Molecule: messenger RNA, 3526 nt
Organism: Triplophysa dalaica
Lineage: Eukaryota; Metazoa; Chordata; Actinopteri; Cypriniformes; Nemacheilidae
Gene: coro2ab
Product: coronin 2Ab
Exons: 3
Coding region: 1428-3380 (650 amino acids)
Biological process (GO): actin filament organization
Molecular function (GO): zinc ion binding; actin filament binding; nucleic acid binding
Source: RefSeq, a predicted model, not a curated record
GAAAAUCCUGCUGGAAUCACAGACAGUUUGCACUCUGGAACCUGGAGGAUUUGUCUGAGCCGGUUAUGGAGGAAGAUUUGGAUGGAGGUUCGGGUGUUAUUUUCCCUUUUUAUGAUCCAGACACACACCUGCUGUUUCUGGCUGGGAAGGUCAAACAUCACACAAACACACACGCAUCAGACACACAUCACACACACAAACACGCACACACGCUGAAUAAAACUAUCUGUCACUCUUUAAGUCAAUUAGUUUGCUUUGUUUUCUGAUGCUUGUUUACAAAGAUCUUAAUGUUGUUUUUCAGGAGGACUAGAUCAGGUGUUUUCCGUGUAUCUGUAACUGCGUGUUCAGACCAAACGCGUCUUGAGCGAAUGAAUCUCGCUAUUCGCGUGUUGUUGGACGCUUGAACAUUUUGAGUUUACUCGCAUCAUUCGCGCGUCAAAUUCACUUCAUUGCAGACGCGAAUUCGCAUCAUGGGAGGGGCUUCCGCCAGACGGCUCCAGUCUCUGCCGCUGUUGUUGGUCACAAUGCUCUUCCUUUGUGACAAGGUAAGGAGGUUGUUUUUCCAUCCGUUAAAUUUAUGUAAUUAUUUUGACCAUCCAUGUUAUAUAAGGAGAUAUAGUGUUAUUAGAGAGGUUUACUAACGUGUAUAUGCAAUUAUUUUGAUAGAUGGUUUUGUAUAUCUGAUAUUAUUUCAUAUGUUGUAAAUCCCAUGUGGUGGACUAUACUGUUUUCUUUAUUGUGUUGUGUUUGAGGUUUAUCUCUGUAUUUUGUAGUCUUAUCAUUCGUAUUUUGUCUAUAUUUUUUAGUUUUUAAUUGAAGUGUAUUUGUACUUUGUGAUUGGCUGCGACUACAGCUAACUUUGCUCCUUUUGAUGUUAAUGUGUUAUUGACAAUGCUCUUCCUUUGUGACAAGAUGGCGGAUGUGUACCAGACAAAUAAAAAAAUACAGAAAGCUUCACUGCUGUGACACAACAACGGUCUUGGUGUCCUCCUCUUACACCCAGUACAUCACACAACGCAGAGACAUUUGGGGGAGCACAUCAACGAAGAGGGUUACAUCUUUGGUGCCGUGACCCGGAUCGUUUGUUUCUAUGUCAACGGAAGUAAGCUUUCAGAUAAAAAAAAAAAAAAAAGACUCUUUUGUCUUAAAGUGGCAGUGUUAAAUAUAUUGUUUGACUGAACUGAGUUUUGCUUUAGUGUUGUUUUGUUUGAUUUGAGUUGGAAAUUGGUGAACUGCAGGUUUUUUUUAUUUUUUCUUGAUAAAGUGCUUUGUGAAUAUAAGAAACAUAAGAAAAAAACAAAACACAUUUACUUACUACAUUUUUUUUCAUAUUUAAAUUUGCAAACACCACACAUAGUGUAUUGCCCAAUACAUACACAUACACUGUGUGCUGCACAGGCAAGAAGAGUCUAAGAAGUGGAAGAAAAAUGCAGAGGCUCCCUGAAACCACCCCUCAUAGACCACUUUCCCAUCCCCAAUUACCCCUACGGCAGAUCUUCCAGGCCACCCCAGGAUUACCAGUAAAGCAGGACAAAAUUCAACAGUAUGAAAUAAGCAUGCCUGUCGAUGUGAGUAUUGAAACUGGAUCCCAGCCAUAUGAUAACCCCCAGCAGUCUGUCAGGUCAAAGACUGCACAGCUAGCGACACACACACAGAAUGUGCCUCCCUCUGCGGUGAGCUGGCACCAGUCGGGCACCUGUUCCAGCGCUUCUGCACAACAUCAGCCCUCAGCUCAUGCCCUUGGCCCAGAUAAACCCUUCUACGGACUUCCAACCACUGGGCACCAGACUUUAGUUAACCCACACCAAUCUAAAGUGCCGACUGUUUCAUCUCAAACUAACCUGCAUAACAAUGUCACUACCAUUCAGGCUUCACCAAACAUGGCCAACAGAAUGCCAACUGACAUGUCUCCUUCUCCAAAUGGCUUAUACCUGCCGCCAGCAUUCACUGUGCCACUUAAAGCUCACAUUCCUGCUUAUCCAGGUAUGAUCCAUGCACCCAGUAUGUACACUUCUCCAUGUGAUCUGCAGUAUCCUGCUGCAAUGGCUGUUUCACCACAAGCCAACUUGCCUGGUCAUCCAACGGCUGUUCAAAUUCCUCCUUCCUUCGGCUAUGAUGUGCCAAAUGCUAUGUACUCAAGGCCACCUGAUUCACUCCUGCCCCCAGUACCUCCUGUGUUGUCUGGAACCAGCUAUCCUCACAAAGCAGACCCCAUUCAAUUGCAACAAACUUCCUAUGAUCGACAGCACACCUUACAUUCGAACUGUGCCAUUGUGCCAUCCUCCUCUACUCCUGUGUAUGCUGCUAUGAUAGUUCCAGUGCAUCCUGCUUCACAUAUGUAUGCACAACAACCCAGUUCUGUGCAACAAUCCCAGAUUACUCCGUAUUUUGCUUAUCAACGAGAUGCAAACAUUCAUUCCUCUGCAAUGACUACGCCACAGCCCAGCUUUACACAGACACACCAAGUUCGAAAUGUGCAAAUGUUCAAUGGUGGUCCUGAUUGCAGAGUAUUUAUUGAAGACUGGAUUCGGGACAUGCAGUAUCUUCUUGAUGCUGGAGGAAUGCCUGAAAAUCUGUCAUUUGCUACUGUAGUGCGACAUUUGAAUGGAGAAGCCAGGAGGCUAGUUCUGAAUCUCCCCUCUAAGGAGCAGACUGCUGGCAGAGCCUUUGAGGAACUACGAGCUGAAUAUAGUGAUAUGCAAACAUCUCUGGACCCAUUAGCUGAUUUCUAUGAGAGAUGCCAGCGCCCUGGCGAAUCAGCAUGUUCAUACGCAAUUGCCCUGGAGGCCAGUUUACGUUCAGUGGAAGAGGCGCAGUGCGGAGGCCAACCCUUUCCAGACCGAGACAGCAAACUGACUCGUCAGUUCAUUAGAGGUUUGAGUGAUGAAGAGGUUUAUCACAGGAUAGCGUCGAUGAAGCCUAGACUUUUAAGUUUUCGUGAACUGCAAGCGGAACUUCGUAACCUUGCUAGGGAGACAAGGAAGUUUCAGACACAGCCAAGGGCCAAAAAGACGUACACCCAGGCUCAGUUUACGACAACAAGUGGCAACCUGUCUGACGAAAAGCUGAGAACAGAGAAAGGAAAUAGACAGAACACAGAUCUUACUGAACUCACAGUCAUGGUGAAGAAACUGGUGAGCAGCCAAGAGGAUCAGAUCAAUAGAUUGACACAGCUGGAGGCUAGAGUUGGAGCAACACGAUGGCCUGUGCUUCCUCAGACCCAGAGAUCUCAAGGGAGUGCAGAAACUGCAGUAAGGGGUGUAGUUUGCCAUCGUUGUGGAAAACCGGGACACAUUGCACGUUUGUGUAGGACAAUGAUGACUGAUGAGGCAGUCCAAGCUGAAAUUGGAGCAGAGACCAGGCAGGAUUUAAAUGCGUAGGGCCUGUGGUUACCGGGGCAACCACAGGCAUGCAACAGUGUCCCCAGCUACAUGAAACGGCCAAGUUUAAACCAGUCGAUACCCUGUUGGUAGGUCCCUGUAAUGAAGGGGUGGUUGAAGUGAAUGGAGAGAUGUGUCAGGCUCUC